Molecule: messenger RNA, 11888 nt
Organism: Naegleria gruberi
Lineage: Eukaryota; Heterolobosea; Eutetramitea; Acrasida; Naegleriidae
Product: cytoplasmic dynein
Exons: 2
Coding region: 1-11850 (3949 amino acids)
Biological process (GO): microtubule-based movement
Cellular component (GO): dynein complex
Molecular function (GO): dynein intermediate chain binding; dynein light intermediate chain binding; minus-end-directed microtubule motor activity
Source: RefSeq, a predicted model, not a curated record
AUGAAACGUUUGUUGGAUGUAAUUGGAGGUUCUAUCGGAAGGUUUAUUCAAAUGAAAAUCGGUCAAGUUGAUAUUUGGCGAGAUGAUUACCUUUCCAUAAAGAAAAAGUUGGACUCUGGUAUUGAAAUUUGUUAUCACUGGUUAAAAACAGUAGAGGAAUUAAUUACAAUAUGGCAAAACGAAGGAAGUCAUAGAUGGAAAUCAGGAAAUACAAAAGAUAUAUUUAUUCAACAAUUACUACAAAGAUUAGAAGAAAUUGAACGUAUUAGAAGUAGCUACGAACAAUUAGCAAAUAAUUUAUCAGCAGAAGAAUGUGCUAGAAUUGAUUGUUUCUCUCCAUUUUCAGGUUUAAAUCCAGUUUUUAUUACUCCAUAUUCUGAACAAUCUUGGAAAUCUGGUGUUGUUAGAUUUGAAGAAAUAAUUGAACCUCUUGAAAAGAGAAUUUCCGAAAAGUUAAGAACCAGACUUUCAGCUCUUUCAUCAAAACCAUUACUAUUGUUAUUGGAAUUUGAUAAGAAUAGAGAUUUAAUUAGAAGAGACAAUGUUAAGAAAGAAUUAACUCAAGAAAGAGCUACAUUACUAGGACAACUCAGAGCUCACGUACAAACACUCAAAGCAGAUUUGGAUAACCAAAAAUAUGAAAGUGGAACAAACUCUGAUAUUGUUAGAAGGAUUGUUUCUGUAAAACAAAUUGAAGAAAAAAUCAAAUCUACAAUCAUUACUGCAGCAACAUUUUUGGAUGAUUUACCUGAAUCCACAAAAUUACAAGAAAUUUGUAAUUCCAUCCAAAAUGAAGUUGAAACUUUUAUUAAUUCAGAAAAGUCUAAAUGGGAAAAAGAAGUUGAAAGAGCAAAGGAUGAUCUUUCACUGAAUGGAUCAAUGAUUAGCCUAGAUAGAAAUAAGAAAAUGGUUGUAAAUUAUAACGAACGUCUUAUUUCACUAUUAAGAGAAGUAAGACAAUUAUCAGUUCUGGGAUUCCAGUUAUCUUCAAGUGUAUUGAAGUUAGCAGAGGAAGCAAAGGACUUUUAUACUCAAGCAAUUGCUUUAAAACAAAUCGCCAAUUUUUAUAACAAUGUCCAUACACAAGUUAUUAAGAGUCAAUCUUCAAUGCUUAUUGAUGCUGCCUCAAAUUUUGAAAGAGUUAUUUUUGAAUUCCAAAAAGAGGAUAAAUCAUGGAGCAAGGCUAAUGGUGAAAAAUAUAUUGCAAAAUUGAAGAGUGCUGCAGAACAAUUCACUACAGAAAAUAGAAAAUUGAGAAAGUAUCACAUUCUUAUUGGUGAUAAAGUUGCUCAAUUGAUGAAUAUUGAUUUAUUAAGAGAAAAAGAAUCUUGGGUUGGAAAAGUUAAUGAAAUUACCAAAAUAUUUUCAUUUUUGAGAACCCAAAACUAUACCAAUAUGGACAGCUGGAAAGUUCACUGGGAUUAUAAUAUAUACAAAUCUCUAGAUUACCAAUAUAAAGUUGGUCUUGAAACCUUGAAUGAACAAUUGCCAGAAAUCAAAUGCGAGUUAGUUUUCAAGGAUAAGAGAGUUCAAUUUUCUCCUGCUUUUGAAAAAAUCAAACAAACAUACUACGAGAAAAUGAGAGAUUUUAUUGCCUUCCCAGUAAUAUUUAGAGGCCUAAGCGAGAUUGAUAUUUUCAAAAAUAUCACCUAUACUAACAAUGAAGGAAUCAAAACAGUUUACCAUAAGGCAACAAUUUUAUUCACUAGGUUGGCAAAGGUAAAGAAACGUUUUGCUGACUAUGUUAUUUUGGGAAUGGUAGAUAACGAACUUGAAGAAAUUGUUUCACAAACUUUGAAUGAUACCAAUCAAUGGGAAGCAAACUUUAGAAUGAUAAAGGAAAAGGGUAAGGAAAUUGAAAGACUUGAAAAUGUUAUCAAGAUUGAUUGUAUUUCUGUAUCAACAGAUACUAUCAAAGAUACCAUUCAAGAUCAAUUACAAAAACUAGGUGAUUUACUUGUAAAGACUUUGAGAGCUAAAACUCAAAAACAUCUUGAUGUUAUUGAGCAGUUUAUUGUUCAAUCAUUGGCAAGCUUGUUGAAGGAUCCUCAAAGUAUGGAUGAAAUAGGUAAAUCACAUGCAUACUGUAGAAAACUAAGUGAGGAAAAGUCUGUUUUCUAUGCAGAGUUUGAUAACUUUGAAAAGAAGAAUAGAUUAUUGAGAAGUGUUGCUGGUGUUGCAAUUGAUGGUUCCUCUAUUAAAGAAAAAUGGAAUGAUUUCGAUGAUACAUUACAGGCACACGAACUCUACUUGAAAGAUAAGACCAAUAACCUUCAAAAGGAAGUGGAGGCAAAACUUAUCAAUUUCAAGGGAGAACUGGCCAAGUUUGCAAGCAAAUGGCACGAGUUGAAACCUAAGGAUAAUAGCUUUGUUGAUGCUGAAAGUUCAAAGAAGCAAAUUGCCUUCAUUAAAGAAAAGAGAGAAUCAUUCCAAGAAUUACGAAAGAGAGGUGAUGAAAUCUUAACAGAAUGUUCAUACUUUGGUGUAAUUACACAACCACCAAAGGAAUUGACAGAAAUUGAUGAAGAUAUUGGUAGAUAUGAAAAGAUUUGGGGUAUUUAUGAAAAAUUCCUAAAUGACUUGGAAAAGUUGACAUCACAAGAAUGGCUUGUUUUCAAAAAGCAAAUAUUUUCAUUCGAAGAUUUUGUUAUGGAAUGGAUUUCUGAAUUGAAGGAAAAGGACAAGAAUAGUAUUACUUUAUACAUUAGAGAGGAGAUUGAAAAGUACAACCAAUUCAAGGAUUACUUAAAGUUCAUUACUGGUGAUGGUUGGCAAGCUGAACAUUGGGAUAGCUUCUUCAGAUUGAUUGGUUUAGAAAAAGUUACAGUAGAAGAUUUAAAGUUUGGUCAUUUACUACCAAGAUCUGCAAUUAUUAUUGAGAAAAUUAAUAGUAUCAAGGAAUUGAGUUCUAGAGCUACAGGUGAACAACAAAUCAGAGACGCCCUCAAUGAACUCAAAGCGUGGGGUCUUUCUACAGAGUUUUCUACUUUCGAAUACAAGGGUAACAACAAAGUACUUCAACUCAUUAAGGAGUGGAAGGAUCUUUUGACUCAAAUUGGUGAUAACCAAUCACUUGCUCAAUCUAUCAAGGAUUCACAAUGGGCAGAACCAUUCAUUGAAGAAAUUAAGUCAUGGGAACUCAAGCUUACCAAUUUGGCUGAAUAUUUGGAUUAUUUAAUGGCCAUCCAAAGAAAGUGGUUAUAUCUAGAACCUAUUUUCUCUAGAGGUUCACUUCCUUCGGAACAACAAAGAUUCAAUCGUUUAGAUAAGGACUUUAUUGAUAUUAUUACCAAUAUCAAUGAUAAAGGAGGUAUUGGUAAACGUGUAGUUAUGUUGGAUAGAAUUAUUGGCUUGAAAGAUAGAUUGAAGGGUAUUUCUGAUGGACUUGAUGUUUGUCAAAAGGCUCUUAACAAGUUCUUGGAAGAAAAGAGAAGCGCAUAUCCAAGAUUCUAUUUUAUUGGUGAUUCUGAUUUGUUAGAAAUUCUUGGUCAAUCACAAAACCCAACAGUUAUCCAAACUCACCUUAAGAAAUUGUAUGCAGGUAUUUACAAAGUCCAAUUCAAUAAGGAACAAGAUACAAUUAUUGCCAUGUGCAGCAGUAAGGGUGAAGUUGUACAACUUAAACAACCUGUGAAGAUAACUGACAAGGUAGAGCAAUGGUUAGCCAACCUAGAUCAACAAAUGAUCUUAACCUUACAACAACUUUUAUUAGAAUGUGAUAAGUCAAAGGAAUUCGAUAUGGAUGCUUUCCCAUCCCAAAUUCUUUGCUUGCAAGAAAGUGUGAGCUUUACAAGAAAAUGUGAACUUGCUAUUCAAAACAAUGCUUUACCACAACUUUUGAACAGUGUCAAGUCUCAAUUAAGUCAAUUUACAUCCAUCAAUGCUAAAGAUGACGAAGUUGUUUCUAUGAAAGUUAAAGCGCUUAUUCUUGAUAUUAUCCACAAUAUUGAUGUUGUUCAAUGUCUUAUUGAUGGAAACGUUUCUUCUAUUCAACAUUGGUUAUGGCAAAAGCAACUUAGAUUUUAUAUUGAAAAUGGUAAAUGUGUAAUCAAGAUGAGUAAUGCCAAGUUUGAUUAUACUUAUGAAUAUCAAGGAAAUGUUUCUAAACUUGUACACACACCAUUAACAGAUAAGUGUUAUUUGACUUUAACACAAGGUAUGCUUUUAGGUUAUGGUGGUAAUCCUUAUGGACCUGCUGGUACAGGUAAAACUGAAAGUGUUAAAGCGCUUGGACAUCUUUUUGGUAGACAAGUAUUGGUUUUCAACUGUGAUGAAGGUAUUGACUUUAACAGUAUGGGUAGAAUUUUCAUAGGUCUUGUAAAGUGUGGUGCUUGGGGUUGUUUUGACGAAUUCAACAGAUUGAAACCAGAUCAAUUGUCAGCUAUUUCACAACAAAUUCAAACUAUCCAAGUUGCCAUUAAAGAAAAAUCAGCAAACCCAAUAGAAAUUCUUGGAAGCAAAGUUAAAGUAGAUUUGAAUGCUGGUAUUUUCGUUACCCUCAACCCUGCAGGUAAGGGUUAUGGUGGUAGAUCUCAACUUCCAGACAACUUGAAACAAUUGUUCAGAGCUGUAGCAAUGGCUGCUCCAGAUAAUGAAUUGAUUGCUGAGGUAAUCUUGCUUUCAGAAGGUUUUGAACAUGCCAAGUUUUUGGGUAAAAAGAUUGUCAGUGUAUUCCAACUUAGCAAACAAUUAUUGAGUUCACAACAACACUACGAUUGGGGCUUGCGUUCUCUCAAGACAAUUCUUAACAUUGGUGGAUCUCAAAUUAGACAAUCUAAAAAACAUGGAGCUUCCCUUUCCAAGGAAGCAGAAGCUCAAAUCGUUAUUAAGGCUCUUCGUGUUAACACUCUAUCAAAACUCACUCAUAAGGAUGCUGUUCUAUUCAAUGGAAUUAUCAAGGAUGUAUUCCCUGGUAUUGAUGCUCCUGAUAUUUCUUACAUUGAAUUGGAAAGAGCUAUCAAGGAAGUAAUGACAGAGUUGGGAUUGAUACCGAUUCCAAAUAUGAUCAAGAAAAUUGUUCAAUUCUAUGAAGCAUGCAAACAAAGAAUGGGUGUAGUACUUGUUGGUCCUAGUGGUUCUGGUAAGACAACUAUCUGGCAUGUUCUUUCAGAAGCCCUUAAGAAAAUUAAUCAAAAGCUCAAGAGUUAUGUUGUAAAUCCAAAGGCAAUGCCAAGACACCAACUUUUGGGUCACAUGGACAUGGAUACUAGAGAAUGGUUUGAAGGCAUUAUUACAGCUAACUCUCGUAUUAUUUUGAAGGAAGAGCCAGAUGUCAUGUCUUGGAUGGUUUGUGAUGGUGAUAUUGAUCCAGAAUGGGUUGAAUCAUUGAAUUCUGUUCUUGAUGAUAACCACUUGCUUACAAUGCCAACAGGUGAAAGAAUUCAAUUCGGUUCAAAUGUUAACUUUAUUUUCGAAACUCACAGCCUCAAGUUUGCUUCUCCAGCUACUGUCAGUAGAAUGGGUGUUAUCUUCUUGUCAGAUAAUGAUGUUGAUGUAAAGAGCUUUGUACAUGCAUGGAUGAAUAGACAUGAAGAUUUAACUGAUAAUUUAAAGUCACUGGUUGACAACUAUUUCUACCAAGCUUUAGAUGCUGUUCUCGCUGUUGAUCAAAGUGAGUUUGUUAUUGAGUCUACUAGUAUGGGUAUUAUAAUGAAUGGUUUAUCACAUAUAACUCCUGAUAUUUCUACAAAGGGAGAAUUUGCUAAUUCAUUGGUUAAAGGUUUGGGAUCAUCCUUAAAUAUCAAGGCAAGAGAAAAGCUUGCAAAGGAUAUCUAUACACUUUGUUCUGAAAGUUCACUCGAUUUGAGAAGACCUCUUGAUUAUUACUACUCUAAACAUGAUUCCUGUUAUACCCAAUACUCUUUCACUGAUUCUGAAGAAAUUACAUAUGAAAGUCUCCAAAAUAGUCCUAUGAUUAGAACUGUAGAUAUUCAAAGAACAACAGAUAUUAUUUAUCCUUGGUUACACAAUAUGGAACCUUUCAUUCUUGCUGGUCCUGAAGGUGCAGGUAAAGGUAUGCUCUUGGAAAAUCUUUUCCUCGACUUGCACUCUGUUCAAAUUGCCAGAAUCCACUGUAAUUCUCAAACUAAUGAGAGCCAUGUUAUUCAAAAAUUGAAUCAAACUUGUGCUGUAUUCACUACAAACACUGGUCGUGUUCUUAGACCAAGAGAAGGAGAAAGACUCAUUUUGUUCUUGAAGGAUAUUAACUUGCCUUGUCCAGAUAAGUAUGGUACAACCCAAUUAAUUUCCUUCCUACAACAACUUAUCACAUACAAUGGCUAUUAUGAUGAUGAACUAAAGUGGGUAGGUUUAGAAAGAAUUCAAAUUGUUUGCUCUAUGAAUCCUGCCACAACUGUUGGUAGAUAUGAGCUUACAACCAGAUUUACAUCUAUUGUAAGAAUUGCUUACAUGUCAUACACAGACAAGCAACAAUUGAAACAAAUCGUAUUUACUUAUCUCAAAUGUGCUCUAUCUAAAGAAUUUUCAGGACACGCUGUUUGGAAGCAAACACAAAAUAUUGAUUUGUUGACUGAAGUUAUGAUUGAUUUGUAUGAUAGUGUUUCUAAGAAGUUUACUGUAGAUGAAUAUGCUCAUUACCAAUUCACUCCAAGAGAUCUCACUAGAUGGAUUCUUGGUUUAUUGAGCUUUACUAUUCCUGCUUCUAGUAAUAGAUGCACAGAACUUCUAGAUGCUUGGACUUAUGAAGCAAGAAGAAUCUUUAGAGAUAAACUUGUAAAGGAUAUUACAGCCUUUGAUAAUAUGGAAGCUGCUAUUCAUAUGAAAAGUAAUCUUAAAAAGACUGCUCUACAAAGCUUUGAAAGAGAAAACAGACCAUUGCGUUUGUUCUUUAUUCCUGAAAUUGUUGAAUAUGUAGCCAUGAUAGAUAGAGUUCUCUGUAAAGAUGGAAAUUCUUUACUACUCGUAACCAAACAAGGCAUUGGUAGUAGUGAUAUGGUUGCCCUCGUUUGUCACCUUCUCAAGUUUGAGCUAUUCAUUCCAAAGAUGGUUGUUGGCUACUCUAGCAAGCAUUUCAAGAAUGAUGUUAAAGCUGUUAUUCAAAAAGCUGCACAAAACGAAAAAGUUUGUCUUAUCCUUGAAGACCACCACAUGACUGACGUUUCACUUUUGGAAUAUGUUAAUAGUCUUCUCAGUUCUGGUGAAAUUCCAGGUCUCUUUACCAAGGAAGAAUUAGAAAUGAUUCUCUCUUCUAUCAAAGAUGAAAGUUCAAGAGAAGGAAAUCAAAGUAUGAGUCCUAAUGCUAUCUUCAUCAAACGUGUAGUUAACAACAUGAGAAUAGUUUUAUUGAUGGAUCCUGAUAAUAGUAACUUUGAUAUGAAAUGUAGAUCAAAUCCUGCCAUCUUUACAAAAUGUUCAAUCAUUUGGAAGGAUAAUUGGUCCGCAGAAGGAAUUCAACAAAUUCCAAAGAUGAUUAUAGAUGAAAAUGACUUGAAGACCCUAUCUCUUAAACCAGAUGAAUUCAUGCAAUUGUUCGUUAAUAUUCACGAUACUUGUACUGAAAGAAAAGCAACCCCUCUCCAUUUUAUUAACUUUAUUGAUACAUUCAAUAAGACUUUACAAAAGAAGAGAUCUGUUAAGCAAGAACAACAAGAGCACUUGAACAAGGGUUUAUCAAAGUUGAAGGAAGCAUCUAAGAGUGUUGAUGAAUUGUCUAAGAAAGCUGAAGUACAAAAAAUACAACUCAAUGAAAAGCAAGAACAAAAGAAGAUUGCCCUUACAGAAAUUCAAAAGAGUAUGCAAGAAUCAGUCAAGGAACAAAAUGAUAUUGAAAAGCUAAAGGAGCAAGUCAAGGUAGAAGAUGUCAAGCUCAACGAAAAGAAGAGUUUCAUCAAUGGAAAACUUUCAAGUAUUGAACCUCUUUUGGAGAGUGCCAAACAAGCUGUCGGUGCAUUAACACCAAAAGAAAUAUCUGAAAUUAAGAGUUUACAACAACCUCCAAUUAUUAUCAGACAAAUUUUGGAAGGUGUAGUUAGAUUGAUGGGACAAAAGGAUUGGAAUUCUUGGAAGGGUAUCCAAAACUUCUUGAAUCGUAUGGGUGUUAAGGAUCAAAUUAUGAACUUUGAUGCAUCAACUGUAGAUAAAAAGGUACUUGAUGAUAUCAAGAAAUAUCUUGCCGGUGAAGGUGCAGAAUCAUUCCAACCUGAAGUUGCUGCCAGAAGUAGCAAGUCAGCUUUACCUCUCGCAAAAUGGGUUACUGCCAACGUUGAAUAUGCUGAAGUCCUCCAACAAGUUGGUCCACUUAAAAGAGAAAUGGAAAUUUUACUUAAAUCUCAAGAAGUAUUGAACAAUCAAUUGGCUCAAUGCGAGAGUAAACUUAAUACCCUCAAUGAGAAGGUCAAAUCUUUGCAAGAUGAAUACGAACAAAAGACACAAGAAGCUGAAUCCCUCAAGUUUGGACUCCAACAAGCCGAAAAGACACUUUCAUCAGCUAAGAGUUUGAUUGGAAAACUUGGAGGUGAAAAAGAAAGAUGGGAACAACAACUUGAUGCAUUGGCAAAAGAAAUGAAAGAUAUGCCAUACCAAGCAUUAUUAGCUUCAUCAUUUAUGACUUACCUUCCUGAUGCCCCAGAAAAUGUUAGAAAGGAAUAUAUUGAAAAAUGGAAGAUUAUUGCUAAUAUGAAGUCAUUUGACUUCCGUUCAUUCAUGAGUACUGAAAGUGAAAUGCUCCAAUACAAAGGUGAAGGACUUCCUGGUGAUGAACUUUCAACAGAAAAUGCUAUUGUUAUUUUAGAAAGUAUUAAGCAUCCACUUAUCAUUGAUCCAUCCAGAAGAGCUGUUGAAUGGUUAAAGACUCACUUGAUGAAUAAGAGCGUAGAAUGUACAACUUCCCAUGAUACCAAGUUUAGUACAACUUUAGAAUUGGCAGUGAGAUUUGGUAAGACAUUAAUUGUUGAAGAAGUUGAUCAAGUCGAUCCAAUCCUCUAUCCACUUUUGAGAAAUGAAAUUAUUGUACAAGGUACUAGAAAAUCCGUAGUGGUAGGAGAAAAGACUGUUGAUUACAGCGAAGAUUUCAAGAUUUAUCUUGUAACAAGAAAUCCAAAUAUUUCCCUUACACCUGAUGCUUCUCCUCUUGUUACUGUUGUCAACUUUACUGUAACAAAAUCUGGUCUAGAAGGACAAUUAUUGAGUCAAACCUUACAACAUGAAAACCCAGAAAUCGAACAAAAGAAGAGUAUGUUGUUGAAGAAGGAAGAAGAAAACAAGAUUCAACUUAGUGAUUUAGAAAAGCAACUCUUGAAUGAAUUAGCAUCAUCCAAAGGAAAUCUACUUGAGAAUGAAUCUCUUAUCACUAAAUUGGCUGAAAUUAAGAAGAAGAGUCAAUCUAUUGUUAGCAGUUUAGAAGAAUCUAGUAAGACUAUGAAGGAAUUAGAAACAAAGAGAGAUCAAUAUCGUCCAUUUGCUGAAAUGGGUAGCAACCUUUUCUUUAUCAUUUCUGAUAUGAAGAACAUUAAUAGAAUGUACCAAUUCAGUCUCUCUUCAUUCAUCAAGCUUUUCGAUCAAGCUUUAACUUCAAGAUUAGACAAGGCAUCUGAUGUUAAUUUGAGAAUUACCCUAUUGAAACAAGAAUUGAGUAAGAUUGCCUUUACCUACAUUACUAGAUCUUUAUUCAAGGAGGAUAGACUUUUAUUUGGUAUGCAUAUGGUUCGUGGUCUAUUCCCAUCAAUGUUCAAUCAACAACAAUGGAACUUCUUUAUUGGUAAUGUUUUGAAAGAAGCACCUACAGGAACACAAACUCCAAAUUGGAUUCCUCAAGAUAGAGUCAAGACAUUCCAACUUCUUUCAGCAUGCCUUCCUGAAACCGUUAGCAAGCUUCAAUUUGGUAACAGUGAGAAGUGGAAACAUUGGUUAACUUCAAAGGAAGAUGCUGUUUCAUCAUUCCCAGUACCUGAUAAUUCCAUCAGCUAUGCUGAAAAGGUUCUUGUUAUCAAAACUUUGAAACCUGAUCAAUUGUUUGUUGUUAUCACAGAUUUGGUCACAAAGACUUUGGAUAUCAAGUCAUUGUCAACCUCAUUAAAACUUGCCAAUAUCCACAAGCAAGAAAGUAAUUGUGCCGAACCUAUUUUACUUAUUACUACUGCUGGUGCUGAUCCUUCACAAGAAUUGAGACAAAUGGCUCUUGAUGUUGCUGGGGAAGCCAACUUUAUUGAAUUGGCUAUGGGUCAAGGUCAAACAGAAGAGGCUAUCCAACUCCUUAGAAAAUGUACAAGAGAAGGAAAAUGGUUGUUCUUGAAGAAUCUUCACUUGGUAGUUUCUUGGCUUCCAACUUUGGAGAAAGAAAUUGCUGUCCUUUCUGAUGUAAAUGAAGGAUUUAGAUUAUGGUUGACCACCGAGACACAUGAUGAAUUCCCAAUCAUUUUACUCCAACAAAGCUUGAAAUUAACAUUUGAAUCUCCUCCAGGAAUCAAGCAAAAUAUGCUCAGAACCUUUGAAUCACAAAAUGUUACUGAAUUCAAGGCAUACGGAAAGAAUCGUAUGAGAUUGUCUCUCCUUUUGGCUUGGUUCCACUCUGUUGUACAAGAGAGAAGAACAUAUAUCCCUCAAGGUUGGUCUAAAUUCUACGAAUUCUCUUCUUCAGAUUUCAGAGCUGCCUCAGACAUUAUUGGAGCUGCAAUUGAGAACGAAAAUCCAGAAUGGAAUACUAUUCUUGGACUUUUAGAAAAUGCCAUUUAUGGUGGUAGAAUUGAUAAUAAGUACGAUGCCAAGAUCUUGAGAGCUUACCUCACCAAGUACUUUAAUCCAAAUGUUCUUAAUAAUAAGGAAUCUCUUUACACAAAGGGUUUAUUCCUUCCUGAUAAUAAUUCAUAUGAAGAAUAUAUGAGAUUUAUUGAAAGAUUACCAGAUAUUGAUCAACCUGUUGUAUUUGGUCUUCCACCUAAUGCUGAUAGAGUUGUUCAAGUUUACAGAGGUAACAAAUUAAUAGAAAAACUCAAACAUAUUCAUUCUAUGAACCAAUCACAUCACUCCUUCAAUAAGGAAGAAUGGACUUCAAAAUUAGUACCUAUUGUACAAUUGUGGAAUGGACUGGUAAACCCUAACAGAUCCGUAUUACUUCAAACUAAGAGAAAUAAUGAAGUGAUUAAUGAUCCAGUUGACUCAUUUAUUACUUUAGAAAUGGAUAAUUCUCUUGAUUUGAUCAAAUUUAUUGAUUCUGAAGUUCAAAAGAUUAGUGAAGUAAUCAAGGGAGUUUCCUUGAUUGAUGCUAUUAUCCAUUCCAAUGGUCUUUCUCUCAUGGGUGGUUCAAUUCCUGAAAGAUGGCAACUUAAAUGGGAAAAUGGUCCUGGUGACAAUAUUACUGUUUGGUUGAACGAAAUUGUCUCAAAGACCCUCAAGUUGCAUGAAUGUUGUACACUCGUUUCCCAAGGUAAACUAUUCUCCAAGCCUCUCGAGUUGAAUACACUAUUCAAUCCUCACAUCUUCUUCAAUGCUCUCAAACAACAAACAGCUAGAAAAUCUGGACUUCAACUUGAUGACUUAACUGUAUUGACUGCCUCUUGGGGUAAUAAGAAUAUUUCUGGUGUUUCACUCAAAGUUGCUAUCAAGGGUAUUGGUAUUCAAGGUAGUGAAUUUGAUGGUACACUUACCAGCAUUUCAUCUGAUUCAUCACCAGCACUUAUUGAAUUACCACCAUGUGAAGUUUACUGGCUCACAGAAAAACAAGUGGAAGAUUUGAAGCAAAAGAAAGAAUUCCCACAAGUUACUCUGCCACUUCCAAUCUAUUAUUCUACCAACAGAGAAUUCACAGUUGCUGAAUUAACUAUGCCAUGUAAUUCUAUUGUAGAUGUUGACAAGUUUAUUUUAACUGGUACAGCACUCUUUGUUGAUACCCAAUAAGAUUUUGUGUAAAUAAUAAAAAACAACAUUAAAUUAUU